This is a messenger RNA of Aspergillus ruber CBS 135680, 753 nucleotides long. RefSeq lists its product as uncharacterized. The record is from RefSeq and is a predicted model, not a curated record. Lineage: Eukaryota; Fungi; Ascomycota; Eurotiomycetes; Eurotiales; Aspergillaceae. Bases 136 to 516 code for a protein of 126 amino acids. The transcript has a single exon.
CACCAUCAAUGGAAUUAUUGUCGCAUUCUGCAAGUAAUAUAUCACCGACACUCUGUGAGCUAUCGUCGCACUUUGGCUUCCGGAUGGAUAUAUCGGAUGCGCGUCACGUGAAUCCGGGCCAGCAUUCAAGACGAAAUGAUGGCAGGAAUGUUUCUGACGCAAACCAUAUCUGAUCGAGUGCUAUUAGAGAGUUCAAUAGCAGAAUACAAAUACAAGUGCAGUCAUCGCAGAACAAGACACAGAGUGAUCCUCGGGAGUCAUAUAGAAGAAACUCGUUCAGGGGCUCUGCUGCGUAAUUUCCCACUGGAUCUCACAGACCAACUUUUUUCUCCUCCUUCUUUCUCCUCUUUCUUCCUCUCUCUUUCCUUUUCUCCUAAUUUGUGCUUUUCUGCUCCCUCGUCACUCUCUUUCUUUCAUCUCUACUUAUUAACUUGUUAUUAUUUACUGUCCUUUAUUUCAUUCCAUUCGCUUCUUCUGCUGCUGCCGCCAGUCGCGCCCGUCCUUUUCCCUUCCUGAGAGAGCUCCCCACACACAACGGCUCUCCGUCCAGCCGACCGUUUCAAACGCGCGCGAAUCUCCAAUUCGAUCCUCCAAUCACCCCUUACUGUGCACCACGGCCACCCUCGAUUUCUCAUCACCUAUCCUUAUACUACGACUAUUAUUCGCAAACGAUAAUAUCACAUUCUACCCAAUAUGCCCGCUUACGAAUUGCGAUCCGGGGGAGACGUCAAGAACAAGAAGCAGAGCGUCGCG